Molecule: messenger RNA, 1539 nt
Organism: Carassius auratus (goldfish)
Lineage: Eukaryota; Metazoa; Chordata; Actinopteri; Cypriniformes; Cyprinidae
Exons: 4
Coding region: 261-1115 (284 amino acids)
Biological process (GO): cell surface receptor signaling pathway; negative regulation of T cell proliferation; cellular response to lipopolysaccharide
Cellular component (GO): external side of plasma membrane
Source: RefSeq, a predicted model, not a curated record
ACAGUAGUCUACACACGGCUAGUCAGGUGCCAGUUCAUGCAUGUUAUGUAGGUCUACCACCUAAAGAAGUCUGUUUCAGGUAGGCAAACUGAAAAUUAUAAAAGUAUAAACUUCUCAGUAACAUCCGGAUUAAUUGGAGCUGUUCUGUUAAGUGCGUCAAACAGUGGUUAAACACGGAAACAAAGUUCCGUUAUGCAACAGGAAAUAUAGCCUACUGGUCAUUAGGUUUUACUUCAACAUUUCUAUCCUCUUGGACUGGCAUGAUGACCCUGGCAUUGCUGACGCUUCUGCUGAUCAUGAAUGGUUCUGCAGUGGGACAAAUGAUGAAAUCUAAAGAGAAAGGCUUUGUUGGACAGGAUGUCCUUUUACCAUGCAACUGUUCUAAUGACCUUGAUGAACUGAUAUGGAAAAAAGAUCAGAGAGUAGUGAAUGUUCAUCCGCACAACAAAAGCAUAAUAGAUGAAUCCUACAUAAAUAGGACACAACUCUUCCUAAACAAGCAGAAGAGAAACUGCUCCCUGCUGCUCCUUAACUUCUCUUCAGCAGACGCAGGACUGUACACCUGUCAUGCCUUAGUCAGUAUUGGGGACAAGGUCUGGUCAAGGCAGUCAUCAGAAGUUUAUCUAACAGAUGGUUCUGCAGUGGGACAAAUGAUGAAAUCUAAUGUGGCGGGCUUUGUUGGACAGGAUGUUCUUUUACCAUGCAACUGUUCUAAUAACCUUAAAGAACUGGUUUGGCAGAGAGAUCUGAGAGUAGUGAAUUUUCAUUCACAUGAAAUUAGCAAAAUAGAUGAUGCCUACGUAGACAGGACGCAACUCUUCCUAAACAAGGAGAAGAGAAACUGUUCCCUGCUGCUCAUCAAGGUCUCCUCAGAAGAUGCAGGACUGUAUACCUGUUGUGCCAUAGCCAGGGUUGGUGACGCCUGGUCAAGCAAGACAUCAACAGUUUAUCUAACAGUCUCUGAAAAUAGAGUACCAGCAGAAGACCUGAUCCAAAUGGCAAAAGAGCUCUCUACUUAUGCUCCAAAUGUGUCUAAACCCUUGGGGGUCCCCACAACACAUUUUCCAGAAGUGGACCAGGGGCUCCACAGACUCCGCAUAUGUUCAGUCAAAUAAAUAAAUAAAUGUAGCUUUUGUGUUGCAUUACAUUUUAAAAUCAAAUUUAAAAUUUCAUAUACAUGUACAACAAUUCUUCUAAAAUAAUAAAAUCCCAGUGGGUUGUUUUUAAUCAGCUUUUUAUUAACGUUUUUCUUUUUGUUAUAAGACAGUUGUCACUGAAGGGAACUGACUGUCUUGAGACAAGUUUAGAUGGCAAUGGCAUUUUCUUCUCCUUAGAAUAUUAAUAAUCGCAGUGUUGUUUACAACAGAAAGGAUAUAUUGUAUCACUGCUGUUACAUAAGAAUCACCUGCUGUCAGAGAGUGAAAUUGUGUCUCAUUCAGAUAUGUCUUUAUGUAGCAUAAUUUCACAAAGCUAAAUACAGACCGUUCUGUUUUUCCCUUUAAACCCUGUACAUGUAAUUAAAAUAAAAAAAUAACUGCU